AUGACCCUAACGAAUCCAAAAGCCAAAAUUCUUGUAUUGGAGAGAGGCUCAAUAUAUCUAUCUGAACAUCGCCAACAUUACUCUACUCCAUUACCUACUCCAGGAGAUUUGGAAUUAAGACCAUGGAGUAUCUCGCCCGAAACUCUAGAGAAUGAAUAUGUGCAAAAAGUUUGUGGGCAAAUACCAUUCCUUGGAGGUAGAUCUACGCAUUGGAGUGGCUGGAGUCCAACACCAUCAACAAAAGAACUAGCUGGAUGGCCAAACGAUCUCAAGAUGCAAUUACAAAAAAUAUGCUUUGGUCUGGCACAAAAAUUCCUUGGUGUUAUUGAAGCAAAUGAGAUAAAUGCAUUUGAGAAUGGUAAUUAUCUCUAUGGUACAUUUCAAUCUGGCUUAAAAUCACGCUUGGAUAGUGCUGAUACUAUAGAAUCAGUUGACGAUAUUCUUCAUGCUCCACUUGCUAUGGGCAACGAUCGAUCCAUCAAAUUCUCCACAGUAGAAAGGCUACUAUCGAUGGAAAAUGUUACUGUGAUUUAUGAAUGUACAGCGGAAGAAAUUUUGCAUGAUGGAAAGAAAGCAACAGGUCUUCGAACAAGUCAAGGGACUAUCGAAAUCCCCAAUAACACUAAGCUGAUAUUAGCAAUGAGUACAUUACCUGCUACUACACUUGUGCUUAACUCUUUCGAAUCGCCUGAAUUUCCUCAACUUUCUAACGUUGGAAAGAGAUUUACAGCACAUUCUGUCACCUCAGUAAUAGCUCGAGUACCUAGACAAAACCUAUCACUUCCAGACAACGCUCCCGACGUUGAACUGGGUGCAGUGUACAUUUCAGGCAUUAAAGACGGAGGACAAUAUCAUCUUCAAUUAUCCGGAGUGGCCUAUACACAGUGUAAUGAUACCAACAAUAUUCAUGACAUCUGCAAAAAAUAUACAGCUAACUCAAUACCGAAAGAAUGCAUCGAUAGAUCCCGAGACGAUAUUGUGGUAUCUUGCUCAACAUUAGGAGAGCUGGAUUACAAGAAUAAGAGCAACCAGUUUAACUUGACCAACAACAACCGAAACCUCACUACCAAUGGAGAACUAACGUUUCACCUUAAUGAUCAAGACAACCGAUUGUGGGACUUGAUGGACAGUGUAACAUUUGAGGUAAUGAAUAAACUCUCGUGUUCCGCAAAUGGUGAUGAUCUGGAAUAUUGGCAUGAAACUGACAAAAAGUGGAAGAAAGAUCCUCCUCCAUCAGACCAAAUACGCAACAAGAAUCUUGUUCAUGAUGCUUCAACAAUGUGGAUAGGCGAUAAUGAAGACACUGAAGCACCAGUGGGUCUUGAUUACCGCCUCAAAGGUGUGAACAACGUUUACCUUACUGGAGGAGCAUUGUGGCCAACUGGCGGAUCAUGGAACCCUGUUCUGACUAUUGUUGCUAUGGCAAUGCAUUUAGCCGAUACCAUGUAA
This is a messenger RNA of Adineta steineri, 1449 nucleotides long. NCBI's taxonomy places the organism in Eukaryota, Metazoa, Rotifera, Eurotatoria, Adinetida, Adinetidae. The record is from the annotation of a GenBank genome assembly.